UUGCUGUUUAGUAUGUGCGUUCGCAUUGACCUACAAAAACAAAGUGAAAAGAAAUUCUUUAAUUGAUUUUGAAUUUGGUGUCGAUAAGGAAGGGAAUUAUCAGAUUUCCUCGAAUCUAACGAUUGUAUUCGGUAAAACUCUAUUUGAUUACCACAAUGUCGAACCAAAAGUUUGUUUGUCCAUAUAAUCCAACACAUGUAAUGAAAGUCACCCGAGCCCAUCAUCAUGUUGUCAACUGUCGCAGAGCACAUGUUCAUAAAGAAUUUGUUAUUUGCUCAUACAAUGCCCUCCAUCAUUUUGCUCCUGAAGAUGAAGCUAAACACCUAGAGACAUGUCCUGAUAGGAUUGCUUUGAUUGAUGCCAUACAUGUCACAUAUGGGAUGAAAUCUGUAAUCACAGGUAACUUAACCAUGCCUCCUCCUGCUCAAAGGCACUUUGAAGAUCAUGAAAACUGGGACAGUGAUUAGUGGAGCUGUCUAAGACCGAUAUCUUUCAUGGUUCAAAUAAGGUUUCCACAUCAGUGUGGAUGCAAAUUAUGAAUUUUGACAUUAAAUGUGCACCUUCAGAAUACAGAACAUUCAUGAUUCUUACAAAAGAUUUUGUCUAGUGUCUGAUAUUGAGUACAAGUUGGUGAAAAUACAUUUACUGUUCUAUA
Messenger RNA from Daphnia magna, 655 nucleotides. RefSeq names its product gametocyte-specific factor 1. Lineage: Eukaryota; Metazoa; Arthropoda; Branchiopoda; Diplostraca; Daphniidae. The record is from RefSeq and is a predicted model, not a curated record. The transcript is spliced from 3 exons. The coding region runs from base 156 to 467 and encodes 103 amino acids.